GUGCAUUCGAGCAGAAAACAUUGGAUGUCCAUAUGGAGAAAAUCGAUAAGCCGAAACAAUCUUGGUCGGAGCAGAUAAUGACACCAUUGACACCCACGCCUGUGAAACAACGUGGUUCGGGUUACCCAUCUCCUUCCCCCUCAACACCAACUCUCUAUCGAGGUAGACCAUGGUCUGGAGGCUCUCGGAUGUUGACACAGUCAAUGUCACCAUCGGUUGAAGGGUAUUUGCAGCGACGACUAUCAGAUUCAGAGCGUUUACCCCCAGGAGAUGCCCUGUCUCGAUCCUUUGCUAAUUUUCAUCUUCCUCCUACAAGUAGAAAUGUUGGUGCAGGUAUGCCUGGUCUUGCUGAAGAUGUCGAGGAUGGUAUUUAGAGGAAGUUCCAGCAGUGGGAGGGGCUCGCCUUCUCAGUUGUCACCAAAACUGAAAGGACAGUCUGCAGGACAGCAGCCAAUACAGGGUUUGUCACCGUCGCCUAAAUUCAACCAGUCGACAGUUUUAGAAGUACGAGAAUCUACGCAGAUUUAUCAACAGCAUCAGCUGGAGAGGGAGCGACUGCAGCAACAACUGCAGCAGAGAGAACGGGAACGAGACUUGAUGCAACAACAGUUAUUGGGAACACCACCUUCUAGUUUGGGUAACAUCAACCAGGUAGGGCAGUCGCUCAUAACGUCAUCUCCGCAACAUCACCAGCUAGCGGCAUAUCCAUCAAACAUGACUAUACACCAGCCUCUUCCUCCACAGGCUAGUGUUGCUCCUAGCCCGCGACAUCAGUCCUCUCGUCCUGUCGGGCCUAUACAAAAGUCGCAUACCUCGUUCAGUGAGAAAGCCAAUAGGACUAGCGGUGGGAUUCAAGGUCUAAAUAUGACCUACUCGACCCCAGCACAACCAAAUCAUCCAUCACAGGACACUUAUAUCCAUCAACAUGACACUUUAGAAGCUGGUAGUCUUCCAUCUUCUGCUAGGCAUGAUGGGAAAUCAAAUGCAAAGCCUUCUGGGUCUGUUUCAUCAGGGAUUGGUGGUCAGUUCUACCCGGUCACCACUUUGGAAGAUGUCCAAGCUAUCCGUGCAGUAGCUUUCAACCCUACUGGCUCCCUGUACGCUGUCGGUUCAAAUUCCAAGACGCUUAGAAUAUGUGCGUAUCCAGAAGUAACGGGAUCUGAACAGCAAUCCAUGCAGCCUAAUGUUCUGUACAAGCGCAAUCGUCACCAUAAAGGAUCCAUCUAUUGUGCUGCUUGGAGCGCCUCCGGUGAGUUGGUUGCCACGGGAUCCAACGACAAGGCCAUUAAACUAAUGAGAUUCGACAUCAACAAAUGUAACGCUGAUGGUCCUGAUACUGAACUAACAAUGCAUGAUGGGACAGUUCGUGAUGUGAUGUUCAUACAGGAUCCUAACAGUAUACCAAUCCUGCUGAGUGGGGGCGCUGGUGACUGCUCCAUAUAUAUGACAGAUUGUAACAGAGGUGAAGGUAUACAGAGUCUGACAGGGCACAGUGGUCAUGUGCUCUCCUUGCAUGCCUGGGCGUCCUGUAUGUUGGCGUCUGGUGCCCAAGAUAAGACUAUUAGAUUCUGGGAUUUAAGAACCCCUAGGUGUGUCAAUGUUAUCGGUAGUCCUGGAUCAGACAGAGGAGAAGGAAGUCCUGUAGCAGCAGUGUGCGUUGAUCCGACUGAUCGGCUGCUAGCCUCUAGUCAAGAGGACGGCACUGUCAUGUUAUAUGACAUACGAGGUGCUCGUAUCGUACAGACCUUUUCUCCACAUCAAGAUGAAGUGAGGUCCGCAAAAUUUGCACCUAACUCCUACUGUUUAUUGACUGGCUCCUAUGAUCAGACUGUUAUUGAAACCAGUCUGAAAGGUGACUUAACUAAGCCGCUAGUAUCAUCAGUCGUGGCAGAACAUAAAGAUAAAGUUAUACAGUGUCGCUGGCAUCCCACAGAUCUGACGUUCCUGACCUCCAGUGCUGACAAGACUGCAGUAUUAUGGGCUAAAUCAAAAUAACUAUCUCUUUUAUGACGUUCUUGUUUGGUGGAAUACAUCACAGAUUUAUCACAUGAGUUGUAUCUUGAAGUUUGAUUGGUCAGACACAUCACAUAGUUAACAAAAAAGUGAUUGGUCAAGGUGUAUCACAUGAUUGAAUUUCAGUAUUUUCAUUGGUCAAAUACGUCACCUGAGCAACAACUUGUGUUUACAUAUUUAGUCAACUUGUACUUGAUUGGUCAUUGGUCAGUGCAUUGCAGAUCGUUUUAUGAAUGUUAGUAUACCGUAUAAUUAGAUACUCAGACUCAGUAUGUGUUGCACAUGUCUGACUCCUUGUCUUCACUUUUAUCAAUGUCAAAAUAUAUAUAACUUCCACGAUAAUAACAAUUGUGAUUCCAUUAGACCUGUUAAUAGCCCACUCUUAUAAAAUAUUGGGUCAUAUCAUGACAUUGACUGGA
Saccoglossus kowalevskii is the source of this 2432-nucleotide messenger RNA. RefSeq names its product WD repeat-containing protein 47-like. Lineage: Eukaryota; Metazoa; Hemichordata; Enteropneusta; Harrimaniidae. Gene Ontology annotation, molecular function: protein binding. The record is from RefSeq and is a predicted model, not a curated record.